AUGUCGAGCGACGGGAGCGGAGCGAGCCAAGAAGACGAGAGCGAAUACGAAAGAGACGAACGUAACAGACGAAGUAGCAUCGCGAGUGCCGUCAAAAGGGGCGACGAGCGCGGGCCGCAGAGAAGACCGAUAACGACGGGCACCAGGAACCCCGGUGUCACGCGGGAGAAAGACCAGACAAAACGAGACGACAGCGCGCCACUACAGAGAGAAGCCGGAGGAGGCCCCCGCGGGGCUGGACAGAGCACAGACGAGAAUGUAGUCUGCAAGAACCGCAAAAGGAAGCGAAAGAAGGAGGAGAUGACAACGCGGGCCAACACGCGACGACGCGAGGAAAAAGACAAGGCGCGCGCAGAGAGGAAGAGGAGCGGCGCGACGCAGUCCGGAAGAAGCCCAGGAGAGGACGAGCCGCCAGAGAAGCCGAAGCGAGAGGACAAGGAGGGGAGGAGAGAGGGCAAAGUAAAGGCCGAUGGAGGAAAGGGGGGAGAGUCAAGGGCGCACCCCGCGGAAGAACUAGCGCACUGGGACGACGCCGGAGGAGCCAGACGGGAGCAGGCGAAGCGACGAACGGAAGACGCAGGCCAGCGAGGAAGGUAA
Knipowitschia caucasica is the source of this 597-nucleotide messenger RNA. NCBI's taxonomy places the organism in Eukaryota, Metazoa, Chordata, Actinopteri, Gobiiformes, Gobiidae. The record is from the annotation of a GenBank genome assembly.